AUGGAUGAGCCUUCAACAUCUACUUCACAACUCCAAAUAGAAAAUAUUCAUAUGCUUUAUCUUGGGCAAAGCCUUCAGAAGAAGGGCUUUUUAGAAAAAGCUAUCAACUUGGUUAAGGAAACUGUUUCAAGAUUGUCAAAUGCAACUAUAGGAUCAUCCCUUAGGAAAUAUGUUGUUUGUAAUGAAAAAUUAGUCUACAACAUGAUAACCAUAUACAAAACUGUCAUUAGUGAAGCAUAUGAACCUAUUAAUAAUAUGCAUAUUGGUAAUCACCUUGCAAUUGCCAGGAUUAUGUUAGCUAUAUACAAAAAGAAUCUUUUAUUUUCACUAUCAGAAGAGGCAAUUGAUAUAAUCACUUGUUUCAAUCAUAUUAUAGCAAUGGAUUCUAAUAAAGAGAUGUUAAUGAUUAGUUUACUCAAGAAGACCAUAUUUCUUAUUUCAAUUACUUUUAUAGCUAGACUUAACGACUUAUGCCAUAUCUUCUUAAAAUUAAUGACCACUGUUCAAAAUAGAUUUUCAUUUAACAUUGUUGAACCUAAAGAGCAUAACAUAUCGAUCGUACAUGGUGACAAGAAACCAAGACAAAAGAUUUUAAUUGUAGAGUUUUAUAACAAAGAUCAGACAAUUUGCCCUGCUUCUGCAUUGACUGAGUUGCUCGAGCAAACUAAAAAUUGGAGAACUGUUGAAGCUAGAAAGGAUUUACUUUUUUUAUCAUCAACAAGCCCUUAUGCCUCAGCAUCUGUUGACGCAAUAUCAAAUUGGUUAAAAAACAUAUUAACAUUCACAGACCUCAUGGCAAAGGCAAAGGACAUCAGAGCAAUAUCUGCUUAUCUUGCACAAGAGGCUGGUACAAAUAUAAACUUAAUAGUUGCAUUUGAUAAUUGGUCUUCUAACGAGAUAUAUCACAAUAAAUUGUUGAUCUUCCCCGAUGGUGAUGUAACAAUCGAAGUCAAUAUCGAACAUGAAUUAGAAAGUGAGAAUCAAGAAUUUAAAGAUGUAUUCUAUUGCCGUAAUCCUGGUGAAAAUCCUGUUGUUGGUGAUGUUGAUGACCAUUAUGAAGUAAAUAGACAAACUAGAACCCUAAAAUGGCAAUUGCCAAUUAUUGAUGCGUCUAAUAAACAAGGGUCGCUUGAUUUCAAUAUUGUUGGUGAUGAUGUUAAUGUGUUCUUUCCUGUUGAGGUUCCCUUUAUAAGUGAAAAAUUGGUUUGUGACAUAGAG
Cetraspora pellucida is the source of this 1218-nucleotide messenger RNA. The record is from the annotation of a GenBank genome assembly. Lineage: Eukaryota; Fungi; Glomeromycota; Glomeromycetes; Diversisporales; Gigasporaceae.